AUGCUGAAGGUCUCCGGCCUCUUUGUUCUCUGUGGGCUGCUUGCUUCAUCCUCUGCUCAAGAAGUCCUGUCCCAGAUCACCAAUGCUUUGACCCAAGAACUUCUCAGUGAGGGCUUUCUUCCCAGCCUGCAGACAAUUGAACUCCAAAGCUCGUUGAAGAAUGUCUUCAGCCGCACAACAGACCUCCUGGACAUCAGUAGAGACAGCAAUUUUAGAAUACAGCUGAGAGACCCUGAACUCCUUCAGGUCUCCCUCCAGGACUCCCACAACAACGAGGCCGACUUACUGGUAGCAUUGUUAUUUUCUAUCCAAGUGAAGUUCCCAGCUCUUAAUUCCCUUCUAUUUCAAGUGCGGACAAAUAUGAAAGUCCAGCUUCAUUUGGAGAAGGAUGUAGAUGGCAGAUACCUACUCGCCUUUGGGCACUGCAGGCUCGUUCCAGAAAGUGUAUGGAUCGAACCUAGAAGUUUAAACACCCGGAUAUCCAAUUUUGUUGUGGGAAACGUGGAGAAAAUCCUGAAAAACCUGAUCAUCAAUAAUUUGGGAGCCAACGUAUGUCCCCUCAUUAAUUCAUGGCUCUAUAACCUGAACCCGCAGGUGGCUAAUGAGCUGAUUAAUCAAAAAUCCUGA
Messenger RNA from Vicugna pacos (alpaca), 627 nucleotides. The record is from RefSeq and is a predicted model, not a curated record. NCBI's taxonomy places the organism in Eukaryota, Metazoa, Chordata, Mammalia, Artiodactyla, Camelidae.